Messenger RNA from Stylonychia lemnae, 2322 nucleotides. The record is from the annotation of a GenBank genome assembly. NCBI's taxonomy places the organism in Eukaryota, Ciliophora, Spirotrichea, Sporadotrichida, Oxytrichidae.
AUGGGUCAGUAAGUUUAAAAAGAUCAAUCAGCUGGAGCUUCAAAUAUACCAGUUAUAAAAGAUCAAUGCUCUGAUUGCUAGAAACUUUAUGAUAUGUAUUGCUUCGAACGCUAAGAAUUUUUCUGUGCAAAAUGCGACUUUAAACAACAUAAUUAAAAGCACACUAAAUGCGAUGGAGAUGUAAACAAGGAUAUAAAUGAGAUUAAAGAAGCGGCAAUCAAAGCGACUAUGAUAUUCUAAUAAGAGCAACAAAAAUUAAAGUAUAAAACAAAGACACUCUUUGACUACAAAGAAUACGCUAUAAAGCUGCAUAUUUUAGAGGCAUUCACUAGAGUUGCGAUAUUUCAUUUCCCAAGUUUAAGUAAUCUUAAAAAGAUUAGUCAGUGCAACAAUACAGAUAAUUAGAAUACAAAGGAGUAAUAACAACAGUAAAUUGAAUAACAAGAUUACUAGUAUUUGAAUCUUUUGCUUAAUACACCAAAGAACUUUAACUUUACUGACUAGAUAAAUAAUCUGUUUAAGGUUAAAGACAUUUAACAACUAUGGAGACUACAUCAAUUAGUGAUAAUGUAAUACACAGAACUAGUUAAAUACUUAAUGAUAAUUUCAGAUGAGGUUUUAUCACCUUAAGUUAAAACCAGACAUGAAAUCAUCAAAGCAAUUUGCCAAAAAAUCAGAGCGGAAUAGCAUGAUUUUUAAUGCUAAGUGUCUGGUGUUGUUUAUCGUGGACCUCUUACAGUAUCAGCUUGGAAGAAAGUCUUUAAUCUCUACUUUCACUAUAUAUUCCUGCAAGAUACAUACCUCUUUUUUCCUUAAGAAGUUUCAAAGAUAAAACUAACGGAUCUUCAAAAGAUGGAGUAUGUUUCAUUGUAAAUUCUGCAAAAAGAUUAGAAUGUGCAACUUGAUGAGAUGUAUAACUUCAAGGAUCAAGACUCUGAUCAUCUCUAAAUGUUCUCUAGUUUUCAGAAUAGUAUAGAUGUAUUAUUGAAAGAUCAAAGAUCUAUUAUGCCUUACUUCAUUGAAGGUAUGGUUUAAGUAUACCUUAGAUAUGAUAUGAAAUUCAAAGAUAUUGAGAGCAGAUUCUCAUAAAGCUAUACAGUGAAGAAUACCAAAUUAAAAUGCUUGGAACUGAUUUAGAAUAUGUCAGCGAGAUUACAUAGUUGUAUUGAACUGCAAUUAAUUACAACUGAUAAACUCUUGAAUAAUUAGUUUACAGUGGACAUCCAGAUCAAAUUUAUUGAAAAGAUUAAAAGUCAUAUUGAUGAGUAUCUGCAAAUAUAAGAUAAUGAAGAACUUGUUGCAUUCAUAAUAAAUAAAAGCCACAAACUUGAGCAAAAGUACUUAUAUGAGGAACUGGAGAAUAUUUUAACUAUUGAAGACUAUUUAGAAGAGAAGUAAAAGGUAGACAAGAUAUCUCAGCUGUCAAUGCAGGAAUUUCAAAGAAAGUUUUUCAUGCAAAUUGUUUAUGAAAUUAAAAAAGGAUUGCCGAUUGAUCAAGAUUUCGAUGUAUCUGGUAGCACUGAUGGCAAUGAUUGGUUAAGUUAUCAGCCAUUGAGAAGAUUAAAUGAGCAUACUUGGUAUGAAGGACAAUGGAGCAACACAAUGGGUUAGUAAUUUGGAGUGGGAAUGAUUUUAAUGGUACACUUAGAUAAACUUAUAAAUAAAAGGGAUGUGUAUAUAGGUCAUUUUGAAUAGGCCAAAGAAUUAGAAUAUGCUGAUGUUACUCAUACUGAAAUGAAUGAAAGCUUGUUUGAUGAGCGUUAAGUAACUGAGGAAUAGUAUCACUAUGCUGAAUCAAUUGCAACUGAGCGUUAGCAUAUUUAAGACAUAAUCCCCCAAGAAGAUCAUAUACUGAAUGGCAUGGGUAUUUAUAUUAGCCAUGAUGGGACAAUCUAUCAGGGAGAGUGGAAAAAUGAUCAAAAGGAUGGAUAUGGAGAAUUUGAAUGGCCUGAGGGCAGUUCUUAUAAGGGAAACUGGAAAAAUGAUAUUAUGUUUGGUGAUGGUGUUUAUACAAAUAAGCAUGGAUUAGAAUUCAGAGGAAUUUGGUGUGAUUAUAAGCUGGUGUCAAAGGUUUUAGAGGCUGUUCAGAGAGUAUCUUAGUUGGACGCAAAAGCUGCUACUACUACUGAAAAUGAAGUAACAGUCAAAAUUGAAAUAAAAAGAGCUAUUGAGAUUUUGCUUUUGGAUGAGAUAGAAUCAAUUCAUAAUUUAGAAAGUUAACUAAUGAUUGAAGAUGAUUAUUAAGGUGAAGAUUAAGAAAAUCAAUCUGAGAAAAAUGAGCCAAAUUAAAUAUAAGAGACAAAAGUAGUAACCUUAAAUUGA